Messenger RNA from Haliotis rubra (blacklip abalone), 1005 nucleotides. RefSeq names its product molybdopterin synthase catalytic subunit-like. The transcript has 5 exons. Lineage: Eukaryota; Metazoa; Mollusca; Gastropoda; Lepetellida; Haliotidae. Gene Ontology annotation, molecular function: molybdopterin synthase activity. The coding region runs from base 163 to 612 and encodes 149 amino acids. Gene Ontology annotation, cellular component: cytosol. The record is from RefSeq and is a predicted model, not a curated record. Gene Ontology annotation, biological process: Mo-molybdopterin cofactor biosynthetic process.
UUCCCCUAUCUCAGAAAACAUUGUAUUGUCAUUGAAUGAAGACUAUAUUGACCUAAACGACAAUGAGGUAGAACUCCAUAACGGGGACGAACUUGCUAUCAUCCCACCAAUCAGUGGAGGUUAACACACAUCCAGAUUAAGCAACAUCUGAAACUUUAGAAGAUGAAUCACAUUGAGAUCACAGAGGAGAAGCUCAACUUGGAGAAGAUCACAGCCCUCGUCACUGCACCUUCGUGUGGAGCUGUAUCAGUCUUCAUGGGCACAACACGGGACAACUUUGAAAACAAGCAUGUUGUGAAACUAGAGUACGAGGCCUACAUUCCCAUGGCAAAGAAGAAAAUGGUUGAAGUUUGUGACCAGAUCCGAGCUCAGUGGCAAGUUGAACACAUCGCCAUUGUUCACAGACUUGGUGUUGUUCCUGUGACCGAGUCCAGCAUCAUCAUCGCGAUUUCCUCCCCACAUCGAAAGGAGUCACUGAUGGCGGUCUCCUACGCCAUUGAUACUCUCAAGGCCACUGUACCCAUCUGGAAAAAGGAAAUCUAUGAUGACCACAGUUCCGACUGGAAGGCUAACAAGGAAUGUGCAUGGGCAGCACCAAACAAACAAUCAUAAUAUCAGGUCAUAAUAACCUAAUAAUAACCAUAAUACCCAGAGACUUUGUUGGAGACAAAUGGCAUUAGGACAUUCUUCUUUGUCAUUAAUUUGACAAACUUCAUCAGGACAUUUUAGAUGACAAUCAAUCAGGGUCCUAGAAAGUGACCCAAUCGUUUACCCUGGAUACGAUUGUUGGUAACCGUUGUGUGAAAUGACGAUACUACUUCCAUGUGAUCAGAAAUAAUCAUCAGUGGUGAGGUUAUGUUGUGAUACAAAAUGAUACCAAAUGAUACAUGUAUAUCCUGUUCUGAUACUGCUAAACUUUUGUAUAGAAUAUUUGUUUACCCAAAACUUAGAAUAAUUUCAUACUAAUUGUAAUAUGUAAUAUCAUAAAUUGUCUUAUCAUAACAA